Messenger RNA from Lathyrus oleraceus (garden pea), 525 nucleotides. RefSeq lists its product as uncharacterized. Lineage: Eukaryota; Viridiplantae; Streptophyta; Magnoliopsida; Fabales; Fabaceae. The record is from RefSeq and is a predicted model, not a curated record. Gene Ontology annotation, biological process: cellular response to iron ion starvation; positive regulation of transcription by RNA polymerase II. The transcript has a single exon. Gene Ontology annotation, molecular function: DNA-binding transcription factor activity, RNA polymerase II-specific. Bases 1 to 525 code for a protein of 174 amino acids.
AUGCUUCAAUGGAUUCGUAUGAAGGCCUCCAAACAAGGAUUCAGUGUGGUUAUCGGAAGGUCCAAUAAUGGUUCAGAUAGAAGAUGUGCUUUUAUGACAAUGACAUGCGAAAGAAUCUGGAAAUAUAGAACUACACAUUGGAAUUUUAGAAGAGACGAUAUUGGUUCAAGAAAAUAUGAGUGUCUCUUUAAGGUGUGUGGUUACAUGUUUGCUAAUAAAAACUGGAGAUUUAAUCUCAUACGUGAUUUGCAUAACCAUGAUUUGUGUGAAACGUUAGCCGACCAUCCAAUUGUGUGCCGGCUCUUGCCGGAAGAGAAGGAAUGCGUUGCUGACAUGACAUUGAAUUUGGUUCAAUCGGAAAAUAUACUUGCAACAUUGAAAAGGAAAAGAUCUGAAAAUAUAUCAAAUAUCAAGCAAGUGUAUAAUAUUCGAUGUCAAACUAACAAUACGCUUAGAGGGGAUAGAACUAAAAUGCAACAAUUCUUGAAACUGUUGGAUGAUAAUAGUUACGUGUCUAGGUAUUGA